Molecule: messenger RNA, 5493 nt
Organism: Triplophysa dalaica
Lineage: Eukaryota; Metazoa; Chordata; Actinopteri; Cypriniformes; Nemacheilidae
Gene: arhgef10la
Product: Rho guanine nucleotide exchange factor (GEF) 10-like a
Biological process (GO): actin cytoskeleton organization; positive regulation of stress fiber assembly; SREBP signaling pathway
Cellular component (GO): cytosol
Molecular function (GO): guanyl-nucleotide exchange factor activity; protein binding
Source: RefSeq, a predicted model, not a curated record
CUCAUUCAGUAGGAGAAAGUAGGAGUGGAGCAGUUGGUGCACGGAGCGGGGAACUAUUGCUGGCUGUGGGAAAGUAAACAGCACAGAGCAUUCGCUGCCCUAACAGAGGCCUCACUUCAGAAGCAGCGGAAGUAGCUGGAGAUAAAUGAAGGAUGAGGAUGUGCUCUAGAAGACAGCUCAUUUCGUAGCAGGAAGUGCAUGGGAGGUUUUUGGGAUUAAAGUCCCUCUUGGGAGGUACUGAAGCUUUCCUGUGGAAUUACUACUGAGGAGAAAAAGACUGCCCUGUUUUAUAGAGCCUAUGUCCACACCAUCUCAUCAGCAGCGGGAGAAGGAUGAGGAAGAGAAGAGACCUAAAUUUGAAGACAGUUAUGUAGACACUGGACAACUAAAGGGCAGUACUGCGUCUGAAGACAGGAUUACAGUCAAAUACAAUGAACCUCAAACACAUUCAACUGAACUGGACAUGACUUUGGAAUACAAUUCAGAUAAAGUUUCCCAAGACAACGUCACUGGUGCCCCUGCUAGUCAGGAUAACAGCAGUAGCUAUUGUAACCCAAACAUUAAGAGAGAUCAAGCUUCCACAGCAUUGGGUGCAUCAGAAAACUUAAAAGAGGAAGAUCACUGCACUGCGGUGAAGACCAAAAGGCAGACAUGCACUCUGGAACAUAAUGCAGGAGUAGAGGAAAUCAGACACAACCCGGUUCAAAAUGCUGAAGGUGAGCCCUCUGGUGACCUGGAACACCAGACCGCUAGUCCAGAGGUGAUCUAUGACGAUGUCCCAUACGAGGAUCUAUCUCCAGAAGUUGACUUGAUCUAUGAGGACGUUCAAAGAGAGGAGGGUCAACAUGGGCCCAAUAAUGACUCGAGCUCAAGUGAAUUUGAAAGCUAUGACGAGCAGUCUGACUCUGAGAGGGCCACAACCCGCAGUAAGCUCUCCCCCGAUGUUCAACGACUGAGAGAACGUUACACCAGGACCAAAAAGGAGCUAGCCAUGAGACUGGGGGGCAGACAUCAGGUCCACCAGCUGAUGCAGGCGGCACGUAGCGGAACGAAAGAUGGCCUGGAGAAGACCAGAAUGGCGGUGAUGAGAAGAGUCUCAUUCUUGCAUAAAAAGGAGCACUCAGAUGACACCGAGGAUGAUACAGGGUACUUGGAUGUGAUGGUUUCGGAGGCAAAACACCCACCUGCACAGCUGGGACCAAUGCCAGAUGGACUUAGCAGCCAACAGAUUGUCCGCCGCCACAUUUUGAGCUCCAUUGUGCAAAGUGAGAGGAGUUACCUGUACUCCCUAAAACGGAUCUUACAGGAAUACCAGCGUCCUUUGAUGGAGGCAGAGCCUCGGAUCCUCAGCAUCAGGAAAAUCCGUCCCAUGUUUUUCCGUCUGAGGGAAAUCACGCAGUGCCACUCCAUGUUCCAGAUUGCCCUGUCCUCUCGGGUGGCCGAAUGGGACACUAGUGAAAAGAUUGGCGACCUAUUUGUAGCUUCAUUCUCAAAGUCCAUGGUGCUGGAUGUAUACAGUGAUUACGUCAAUAACUUCACCAAUGCCAUGGCCCUCAUUAAGAAAGCCUGCAUGUCUAAACGCUUUCUAGAGUUCCUUAAGAAAAAGCAGGCAUCCAGCGUUGACCGCAUAACCCUCUACGGUCUGAUGGUGAAGCCCAUUCAGCGAUUUCCUCAGUUCAUCCUUCUCCUGCAGGACAUGCUGAAGAACACCCCCGCUGGUCAUGUAGACAGGCUGCCCCUGCAAUUGGCUCUGACUGAAUUGGAGACCCUCGCUGAGAAACUGAAUGAGCAGAAAAGGGUGGCUGAUCAGAUCACUGAGACGCAACAGCUCGCUCGCUGUGUCAGUGACCGCACACUCAGCAAGCUGCUGAACUCGGAGCAGAGCUCUUUGAUCCUGUGCGAGACCCUGAUUGAGACGGUGUACGGCGAACGCGGACAGGUCCUCAAGUCGAAGGAGAGGAAAGUCUUUCUCUUCGGUGACAUGCUCAUCUGCGCCAACAUCAAUGUCAAGGGGCCUCCUGACAUCAGCAGUCUGGUACCAGUGGGGCCCAAGUACACCAUGAAAUGGAGUGCCCCCUUGCAACAGGUUCAGGUAGUCGAGGUUGGCCAAGAAGGCUCCCAAAGCAAGGACGCUCUUUAUCAACUCGGAGGCGUUAAGCGUCCCGGCAGUUCUUCAGGAGCAGGAAGCAUCAUUUUGGGUCCGCCCCGUCUGUAUCAGGAGCUCCAGGAGCUUCAACACGACCUGUCGGUGGUGGAACAGGUCACCCUGUUGGUGGGGACUUUACAGGGAACCUAUCAGAAUCUGAACACCACAGUAGCGCAGGACUGGUGUUUGGCACUACAGAGGCUUAUCUGCAUCAAAGAGGACCAGAUCCAGAGUGCCAACAAAUGCCGUUUACGAUUGCAAGUCCCUGGCAGACCAGACAAGUCUGGCCGUCCUGUGAGCUUUACGGUGGUCUUCAACACUCCAAGCCCCCUCAGCAAGAUCUCCUGGGUUAACCGGUUACAUCUAGCCAAGAUAGCACUGAGGGAGGAGAACACACCAGGUUGGCUCUCUGCAGAAGAUGAUGGGAAGACAAAGGCUCCAUUCUGCUGUCCACUGUUCGCUUGUCGCAUGUCUGUAUUAUCUUCAAAAGCCCAGGAAUGGAAGCUCGAGGCUGCUCUUCAUAAUCCUGUCCAGUGUGCUUUACUUGGUUUCUCAGCUGCAAGCACUUCCCUUCCUCAAGGCUACCUGUGGGUAGCUGCUGGAGGUGAUUCAACUCAAGGCCAGGUAGAUAUCUUCUCCCUGAACCGACCCACACCUCGGCCCGUGAAAACCGUCCAGAUGGGAUCUCGAGUGUGGUGUUUGGAAUACGUUCCUGAGCCCACACCUUCAGAGGACAAUGAAACUGUUCCUUACAACCCCACUGGAGUCGGAAAUACAAUCUGUGCAGGUCUUGAUGAUGGAAGCAUCCAGGUGUACGGCAGCAUGGACACGGCUGCUCAGUGUCUUCUGACCCUGCGUAACCCCGAGGGCUGUCCAGUCCUGUGUCUGAAGCAUUCGGGAAACUUCCUGUUUGCUGGCCUGAGGGAUGGAACGCUGAUUGUGUACAAGAGACAUGACGGAGGGGAACUGUGGAAUCCAGACACUUGUAGAAAAGUAAAAGUCGGUCCAGAUCCUGUGAGGACGCUGCUGGCUUUGGAGGACUCUGUCUGGACAAGCUGUGCUAACACAGUUACUGUGGUUCAAAGGUCCAGUCUAUCCACGCAGAUAUUUGAGGUCCACCAGGAACCAAUGGUGAGCGUGGCACACAUGGUACGAGCCGGAGGUGGGGUGUGGAUGGCCUUCUCAGAGGGUUCCUCCAUACGACUCUUCCAUACGGAGACACUGGAGCACCUGCAGGAGAUCAAUGUUUCUACACCCUCCUCUUUCCACAACCCCAGUCAGAAGAGCCUGAGAGUCACCAGUCUGAUGAUUUGCAAGGGGUUGUUGUGGGUGGGCACUUCCCAGGGUAUAAUCAUCACCCUGCCAGUGCCCAAACUGGAGGGUAUCCCAAAAAUUACAGGUAAAGGCAUGAUGUCUCUCAAUGCUCACUCUGGACCUGUGGAUUUCUUAGUUGCCAUUUCCAGCACUUUGUCCCCGAAUCUUCUAAAGCGAGAUUCUGUGGUGGAAGGCCCUGAUUCUGCAUGCGGGGCGGAGGAUCGGAGUGACUCCUCCCAGGAAUCUCUCCGGCAGCCUUGUAUUUCCACCCACACGGAUGGCAAAGCAAAGGGUCGGGGAGUGUUGCUACAGUAUCGCCUCCGUUCGACCUCAUUGUUGCCUGGACGACCAUUAACCGCACGAGGGGACGAAGCAUCGAACACAUCUUUAGAAUCUCUGGAACACAGUAUGGAGGACGGCUCUAUUUACGAACUCAGCGACGACCCGGACAUGUGGGUCAAAGGUCGGCCUUGCCAGAGGGACGGGGCGAGGAGGGAUCGGGUCACCUCGGUAGCGGUGAUUUCAGGGGGGAGGGGUUUUCGCAGACUGAAGGAAGCUUCACAGGGUGCCAGCUCAGAAAAUACUCUUAUGAUAUGGCAGCUUCCUCUUACUGUUUGAGUCAUGUUAACUUCACAAACAGUAUGUGGUGCAAAAUGCGAGUCUCAGGAUUUUACCGUACAUUAUUAUAGGGGAAAUAAAAUGCCUGGGGAUAUCAAGACAACAAGGUUAUGGAAAGAAUAUCCUCUCAUUGGUCACUGUAGCAGGAAUGUGUUUCCUUAUUCGUGAUGGUUCCCGAUUCCUCUAUUUAACACGGCGGUUCAACAUAAUCAGGACCUUGACUAUUCAAACCGAAUAUUUCCUUGAGGGUAGUAGUGAGGUCAACCUUUAGUGAAUCAUUUUCUUUGGAAUUUACCAAGCUACAGAGCUGCUGUGGGGUCUCUUUAUUCUCUGGUGUCUGAAAGAAUCAUAUCAGCAGAACAUGAACAGCCAAGUGAAAGGGUUUUCUACGCUUCCUUGCUGAUUUUUUUCUCACCCUGUGACUCUUGAUAAUGUGAACCCACGAUUCUUGUUGAAAGUUGAGUCCGGUCAUGUCAGAACCGUGAGUGUUAACCCUCACAAAACGGUUUCGAGAUGUCACAUUUCUAUUAUAGGGUUAAAGCCCAAAAACGUUUUUGUCCUCAGACAUGACCGGACAAUUUUCACCAUAUGGCAGUUUCUAUCAUCUACUUAAACUCGCUAUUACUUAACAAGCAGAUUCAUUACACACAAGCACUGCUACUUACAGGAAAGUUGUGGAUCUACAAGGCUUAUGAUGUUUAUUUGGUCUUGUUUAAGAGAUAUACACUGCUGAUAUUUGUGUAGCACUGCAUCUGUGAACUGCAGUUGGGAUUAUAUUUUGAUUCAGCACACAGGGUCCACAUUGAACAGAUUCAACAGUCACCUAUCACAAAUUGUUCCAGAUACCUGUUAUAUAAAAGGGAAUACAUUGUACAUUGUUUUUUAGCAAAUAAAUAAAAAAUACAUUAAUGAGUAAAAGUAUGACUUUAAUGAACAAUUACCUACCUUUCAGAUGUUACUGAGCCUUUACCGAGUAAACAAAAUUGAUAUUUGUAUUUUACUGAAUCAUGUGGUUUAUUGAGGAAAAUAAACUCACAGAUUCAGAGAUUUCAGAAAUAGCUACUGAAUAGUUGUUUUUUCAUCCGAAUGUUGUCAUUGAUUUUUCACAGAAUUUAACGUUAUGAAUGUAUGAAAUAUAUGAUUUGUUCUGGUACAGCAAGCUUUUGUCUUAACUUGUUUUUUAUUUGCAUUUUAAAACAUUAAACAUUUAUGAAGGUCAUAAUAUGCAACUGAAUAUAAUAACCGUGUUUACAAUAGUAAGUCAUUAUUUGAAUUUGACAUUUUAAAGUUGAAGUUUAACAUGAAUAAUACCAAUUGUACAUUAGUCAUGCAUAUAAUGUAACUACUUGAAGUUUUCAUUUGUUUCCUUAAUGCACUGAAGGAAUUGUUUUUGGCUAAUAAAGUUUUAGGUCUUU